AUGGAGUGUAAUAUUCUACCAUUGGCAUAUGGUGUGAUAGAUUCAGAGAACGAUAAGUCUUGGACCUGGUUCUUUGAGCAGUUCAAACAAGCUUAUGGGAAUAGGGAUAACAUGUGUGUUGUAUCAGACAGACAUGAGAGCAUCAUUAAGGCGGUGUCUAGAGUAUAUCCAACUGUGCCACAUUUGGCGUGCAUACGGGAUUUAUGGAAAAAUGUGAUCACGAAAUACAAGUCGAAUGGUGAAGUAUUGAGUCCUGUAUUCUAUGCACUUGCAAAAGCAUACACACAGGCUAAGUUUGAUAAGCUGAUGGAGAAGAUUGAGAAGGUUGAUUUUCGAGUAAAAGAGUACUUGGAGGAUGCUGGAAGGGAAAAGUGGGCUCAACUGUAUUCACCCGUUAACAGAGGAUGGACAAUGACCUCAAAUAUAGUUGAAUGUAUUAAUGGAAAAUUGGUAGCAGCAAGAGAGUUGCCUGUUUUCGAUUUUCUUGAAGAAGUGAGGAAGAUGUUUGGGAGAUGGAAUUGCACUAAUAUGAGGAACGGUACAUACACAUUCACAACACUUGGAAAAACAUUCCAGCAAUUAUUAUCAAUAAACGAAUGUAAAUCUCUGCGUAUGACGGUUGAACCAUCAACUGAAUAUGUGUAUACCGUAAAUGAUGAGGCAAGGCGUUUCAUAAUUGAUCUUAAAAAGAAAACAUGCAGUUGUCGGAUGUUCCAAAUGGAUGAGAUACCAUGUCCACAUGCAUGGGCUGUAUUGAAGAGUAAAAGUCGUAUGCCUGAUGAAUAUUGCUCAGACCGAUUCAAACCAAAGACAGUGAUUAAGACGUAUGAUGUGCCUGUGGAUCCUCUGCCUGACGAGAGUGAGUGGAAUAUUCCCAAACACAUAUGCGAUGAAGUUGUUUUGCCACCAAGAUACAAGAGACCCCCGGGAAGGCCAAAGAAGAAGCGAGAUAAACCAUUAAUGGAGACGAUGAUUGGUAAACGUAAGAAUGCUUGUAGUACUUGUGGACGUCUUGGUCACAAUAGACGUUCUUGUUCUAAUGAGCCACGUAAGAAGUAG
Molecule: messenger RNA, 1059 nt
Organism: Lycium barbarum (goji berry)
Lineage: Eukaryota; Viridiplantae; Streptophyta; Magnoliopsida; Solanales; Solanaceae
Exons: 3
Coding region: 1-1059 (352 amino acids)
Molecular function (GO): nucleic acid binding; zinc ion binding
Source: RefSeq, a predicted model, not a curated record